Trichomonas vaginalis G3 is the source of this 972-nucleotide messenger RNA. Its product is annotated as organellar and viral DNA polymerase type B. The record is from RefSeq and is a predicted model, not a curated record. Gene Ontology annotation, biological process: DNA replication. Lineage: Eukaryota; Parabasalia; Trichomonadida; Trichomonadidae. Bases 1 to 972 code for a protein of 323 amino acids. Gene Ontology annotation, molecular function: DNA-directed DNA polymerase activity; nucleotide binding; DNA binding. The transcript has a single exon.
AUGAAAAACAUAGAUUUAAUCGAAAACUGCAGAAUAGAUGAGAACCACUUCGACUUAGAAAAGUAUAGCACAUUCUAUUGCAAACAAGAUGUAAGAAUUUUAAGAGAAGGAUUUGUAAAGUUCAGAAAUGACUUAUUAAAAGAAUUUGAUUUAAACGUUUAUGACUACGUUAGCAUUUGUUCAAUUGCUAACAAAUUAUUUGAGAACAGAGUGUACUUCCCGAAUGGAAAUUUAUAUGACCUCUCAAAUAAACCAAGAGAGUUUAUUUCGAGAUGCAUUCAAGGUGGAAGAUGUAUGUUGUCAGAUAACAUGAAACAAAAGAGCGAAAAGAAACUCAUUGCUGAUUUCGACGCUGUUUCAUUAUAUCCCUCAGCUAUUGCGAGACUUUAUACUUUAGAAGGAAUUCCAAAGGUUAUGAAGAAAGAAAUGUUAAGCACAGAGUAUCUCAUGAGACAUUUAUUCGAUGACGACCAAAAGGAACCCAUUGGUGAAAAGUUUAUGUCUGGCUUCUUUGUUCUCAUUAAGAUAACAGAGAUUGGAAUACAUAGACACUUUCCUUUAAUAGUUUGUGACCCUGAACUAAAUCCAGAACUUAACGUUCCCAGAAGUUCAAACACUUGCUGUUUAAUGUAUGUUGACCAUAUAACAUUACAAGACCUCAUAAAAUAUCAAGGUGUCAAAUGUGAAGUGUUGCAAGGAUACUAUUACGAUGGAAACAGAGAUAUUAGAAUAAGAGAUGAAGUAAAGAAGUUGUUUGAGUUAAGGUUAAAGUAUAAGAAAGAAGGAAAUCCUUUGCAAGAAAAUAUAAAACUCAUUCUGAACAGUAUUUAUGGCAAAACUAUUCUAUCUCCUAUUGAGUCAAAAAUAACCAUAGUAAAUGACAAAGAUGCUAUAAGAUAUGCCAUCAGAAACUACAACCAUAUAGUGAAGUUCGAAGGUUUGGAUGGUUCAGAUAAAACUAUUUCAAGCUAA